AUGAGCCUAGCAAGAGACCAAGCGGAGGGAUGCCGAUUUCAACCUGAUGAAGUCCUUACGUCGCAGCAGAUUAGUGGCUUCUUCACCCGUCUUUCAGCAAAGAAGCGAUUAAAAGUUACAGCCGCCGGUAACGAAGCAAAAGCUAGUGAAGUAUCAGAAGUGGACAUGGAGAGCGUCGACGAGGACGAAAUUUCUGCCGAAGCUGAGAGUCAUCUAUCUGCAGUGUGUACAAAUGUGGUGAGAGAUGUGGCUAUUCAACAUCCGAUUGUAUCUUUCGAUCUAAACAUCUGCGAACUUGUGUAA
Molecule: messenger RNA, 303 nt
Organism: Pocillopora meandrina
Lineage: Eukaryota; Metazoa; Cnidaria; Anthozoa; Scleractinia; Pocilloporidae
Source: the annotation of a GenBank genome assembly